UAAAUUUUAAAAUACAAAAUGUCAGCGAACAAGAAAACAGAAGCAAUGACAUAUGAGGAAGCCGACAGCUCCAGCGACGAAGAAGCUCAAAAUAACGAAAGCAAUGGCAAGCGGGAACAUGAAGAAGAAGAAGACGAUGAUGAGGAUAUGAAAAGUGAGGACAGCGAAGAAUCGUACACGGAUAUCUACAAGGGCACGGAGGAGCUGCAAGUGGAGUUUGAAGGACGCGCUCCGAUAGAUCCCGACGCGGAGGGCAUUUCGCAGCUGCUGCAGCGUCUCUUUCCGCGCGCCCAAAUCAAUUGCAAUCAGUUGGCCCAAUUGCUUAUUGCUCAAAAUUUUGUGGGCAGCGUUAUUUGCCAGUGCCUGGACGAUGGGCCCGAGAGCGAAACGGAUGACAACAUGGUCGAGGACGAUACCAUCUUUGGCAUUACCUCCGUGCUGAAUCUAACGGCCAAAAAGGAGCAGACCGUCAUUGAACAGCUGCGCAAAUAUCUGCUGGAACGCGCCGAGAAGCAUGCCACAAAGCAGGUGCACAAGCAGCUGUGCGAGCUGCUGGACAACGAACAGAGCCACGUCGGCUUCCUGAUCAACGAGCGCUUCAUCAACAUACCCGCACAGAUAUCCGUGCCGUUGUUACAGAACCUGCAGCAGGAGAUCGAGACGGCUAAGGCCAAGAAAAUGAAAUUCAAUUUCGAUACGCUGCUGCUGCUGGUCAAAUUCCAUCGGAAUGCGGCCAAGAAGAGCACCUCCGACGAGGAUCAGUAUACCAAUGCCGAGGAGGAGCUGCUGGUCGAGCGUUCCAAGUUCAGUUUUGAGUUCACCGUGGAUGCCGAAUGCGAUGCGGGCCUGGCCGAUGAGAGCCCGCGUGCCAAGAAGGGCGUCCUAAAGCCGUACAGAAAACUCUUGGCGCUGGAUGCCAAACAGCUGCCGCAGCUAAUUAACGACAUACAGGCCUUUAUAAAUGGGGAAUAGGAUUUAUAAUCCACAUUGAAUAUAUAGUAUAUUAUAUAUUUAUGUAGGCCCAGUAAACGAACUAAGUUGACAUAUUUUUAGAUUAUAUUUUUCUAUAACUGCAAAUAAAAAAUAAAUGUAAUUAA
Molecule: messenger RNA, 1097 nt
Organism: Drosophila novamexicana
Lineage: Eukaryota; Metazoa; Arthropoda; Insecta; Diptera; Drosophilidae
Product: protein BCCIP homolog
Exons: 3
Coding region: 19-972 (317 amino acids)
Cellular component (GO): nucleus
Source: RefSeq, a predicted model, not a curated record